AUGCCCAUCACCAGUAAUGAGAGCGGUUCAUCCGGGCUAGCCGAAAUUCAGAUCCGCUAUGAGCAGGAGAGAAAGAAACGUCUUCGAGACGACGGAAAUGCACAGUAUAUUGAAGUCGCGAAAUCACCACAGCAUGAGCACUUCGUCGAGGAUCCCUGGGUUGAGCCAUUAGCAGUCAAAUCUAUUUAUGACAAAUUCCCCAACCAGAAGACUGAGAUGCUCAUCAUUGGAGCUGGGUGGGGUGGAAUACAAAAUGCUGUUCGCAUGGUCGAGGCCGGUAUAUCCCCAGACAAUAUUCGCAUCAUCGACCCUGCCGCACAAGAGAUCGUUUGGGAUGAUAAGGCGAAAGAGUGGUCGGCCAGUCUAACCCAGCGCCGUGGUGGACAGUCUGAGACUCUCAAGAUUCGUUCCAAGUUUGUCACCAUUGCUGCUGGUGUCCUCAACUGGCCUAAGCUUCCGAGUAUCCCAGGUAUUCUAGAUUAUCAGGGUGAUAUGUUUCACUCUGCUCGUUGGGCAUAUAACAUCACGGGUGGAUCUCCUAAGGAUCCAUCGCUUACAAAAUUGAAGGAUAAGCAGGUAUUAGUUGUUGGAACAGGAGCAACAGCAGUACAAAUCAUUCCACACCUCGCUAAGUGGUGCAAGCAUCUCUACGUGGUCCAACGUUCACCAGCCUCAGUCGGUGUGCGUGAUCAGCGAGAGACUGGUAAGGAGUGGUUCUAUGAGGAAGUUGCAAACUCAAAGGGAUGGCAACGAGAGCGUAUAAGGAACUUCCAUCAACACUUUACUCUUGAGGAGCCACCAUCGGUCAACCUUGUUGAUGAUGGAUGGACUCGCGCUCCUGGCUUGGUUGGUUUGACUGGUAAUGCAGCAGGACCCAAAUCGCCUGAAGAAAUACCAGCAUACGCAGCAAGGUUAGUCGAGAUUGAUAUUUCACGUCAACAAGGUAUCCAUGCUCGCGUGGAUCAAGAGGUGCAAGAUCCUAUUACAGCUGAGAAGUUGAAACCUUGGUAUCCUGUGUGGUGCAAGCGGCCCUUAUUCCACGACGACUACCUCAAGACCUUUAAUAGAGAUAAUGUGACCCUUGUCGAUACUGAGGGCAAGGGUAUUGACCGUAUGACCGCAGACUCUGUGGUUAUUGGUGAUGAAGCCUAUGAAGCGGAUAUCAUCAUCUUUGCAACAGGUUUCCUUGCACCCCCUUCAGGUACACCAGCCAAGAAAGCAGAUAUGUCAGUGAUCGGCUUAAAUGGAGUCUCUAUGAGCACGGAAUGGCAUCAAUUUGGCCCUCCAACUUUGCACGGAGUCAUUGACUCGAAGUUCCCAAAUAUGUUUCUCUCUGGACCCCAGCAAGCAGCUGCAAGUGGAAACUACCGCUUCAAUCUUGACGAGUAUGCGAAGCACAUCUCGUACAUUUUGACUGAAGCAAAGCGAAAAGCUGCAAGUUCUCGGUCUGAAGAUGCCUCAUUUGCUCUUGCACCUUCUACAGAGGCAGCUGAAGAUUGGGCCAUGCAAGUACUGAUGCAUGCUGCGCCUAUGGGCGUUGCGAUGGGAUGCACACCUGGAUACUUCAAUUUGGAGGGUGACCUCGAUCGUGUGCCACCUGAAUACCGUAUGAUUUUGGCACGUUCAGGUCUUUGGGGUUCUGGAAUUGAGCAUUGGCUUGGGAUUAUUGAAAAUUGGCGAGCUAGCGGUGACAUGGAGGGUAUUGUGGUGCGUUAG
This is a messenger RNA of Penicillium malachiteum, 1716 nucleotides long. Its product is annotated as flavin-containing monooxygenase. Lineage: Eukaryota; Fungi; Ascomycota; Eurotiomycetes; Eurotiales; Aspergillaceae. The transcript has 2 exons. The coding region runs from base 1 to 1716 and encodes 571 amino acids. The record is from RefSeq and is a predicted model, not a curated record.